This is a messenger RNA of Hippocampus comes (tiger tail seahorse), 4091 nucleotides long. It is a transcript of the gene kcnq3, whose product is annotated as potassium voltage-gated channel, KQT-like subfamily, member 3. Gene Ontology annotation, biological process: potassium ion transmembrane transport. Lineage: Eukaryota; Metazoa; Chordata; Actinopteri; Syngnathiformes; Syngnathidae. Gene Ontology annotation, molecular function: voltage-gated potassium channel activity. The coding region runs from base 778 to 3300 and encodes 840 amino acids. Gene Ontology annotation, cellular component: membrane; voltage-gated potassium channel complex. The transcript has 16 exons. The record is from RefSeq and is a predicted model, not a curated record.
UUUUGUUGUACGCGUGUGUCGUGUGCACUUGUUGCGCUGCAUCAAUGUGUGUGUUCUCCACAAAUGCACGUGAAUGCGUGUUGCGUUUACGUACAAGUAUGCUGCGCACGUGUAUAAAUCCAGCUCGGCAUUUACUGCCCCCCCCCCCCCCAUUGACUGCCUAUCAAUUAAACAAUCGAUCACUCAAUAAUGAGCUGAAGUGAUUGACGAGUGACGGAUGUCCAGACAGUUUUCUUUUGCCCACCUGUGCUGUGUUUUCCUUCGGGCCAGGCGCGUGCUCGUGCGCGGGUCCGUCCCCCUCGGUGAACAAGGUGUACCUGCUCCCCCACCGUGUUGCCGCGUGCACGCUCCCGCCGCGUCCACGCCGCGGCUUGCUGCUCGUCUCUGUUUUCUGCUUCACUUCCAGUAUCGACCUCCUUCCUCUUCCUUCCUUCCUUCUUUCCUUCCUCACUCCUUCCUUCUUAAACCUCGUCCCACUCCCCAGCCUCCGUCUCCACCCUGCUCCUCCUCUUCCUCGUCCUCUUCCUCCGGUUCUUGUUCUUUUUGUUUGUUGGCGAUCGGUCAUCGCUGCGGCGCUUCCUUCCUUCGUGCGCGGGCUCCAUGGAGGCAGGAAGCCGGGGAGACCCGAACCAUGCACGCCGCCUCGCCUCCCGCCGACGCCGCCUCCUCCCCCGGCAUCCCUAAAUGACCCCAGGCUGAGGGCACGGGGCGGGGUGGGGGCACCCGGACCGGAUCGGACCAUGGCAUGCGGCCCGACCCGGGCAAGCAGCACUGACCAUGGGACUGCGGUCCAGGAGCGCAGCGAGUGGCUCAGAGGACCACAAGAAGGAUCCCCCGGACCAGCAGGGUGGAGUCGGGGUGGACAAGGAUGGCGCUCUGCUGGCGGUGGCGACGGCGGUGGUGGCGGACUACAAGCGGGGGUCGCAAGGCACGGCCAUCGGGCUCCUGGCCAAGACCCCCCUGAACUACAGCCGGCCCGCCAAGAGGAAUAACGCCCGCAAGAGGAGGAUUCAAAACCUGAUCUACGAUGCGCUGGAGAGACCCCGAGGAUGGGCGCUCCUUUACCACGCCUUCGUAUUUCUGAUCGUCCUGGGCUGUUUAAUUUUGGCUGUGUUGACAACCUUCAAAGAGCAUGAGAAGACGUCAGCUCAUUGGCUCGUGGUUCUGGAGACGUUUGCCAUCUUCAUCUUCGGGGCGGAGUUUGCGUUGCGCAUUUGGGCUGCAGGAUGUUGCUGUCGUUACAAAGGAUGGAGAGGGAGGCUCAAAUUUGCCCGCAAGCCUCUUUGCAUGCUGGACAUCUUCGUUCUGAUGGCGUCGGUGCCGGUGGUGGCGGUGCGUAACCAAGGCAACGUGCUGGCCACGUCCCUGCGCAGCCUGCGCUUCCUGCAGAUCCUGCGCAUGUUGCGCAUGGACCGGCGAGGAGGAACCUGGAAGCUUCUGGGCUCGGCCAUCUACGCGCACAGCAAGGAGCUGAUCACGGCCUGGUACAUCGGCUUCCUGUCGCUGAUCCUGGCGUCCUUCCUGGUCUACCUGGUGGAGAAGGACGACGUGUCGCUGGACGUGUCCGACCAGGACGACACCGCCGCCCAGCCCAAAGCUCAGGAUUUCGACACGUACGCCGACGCGCUGUGGUGGGGGCUGAUCACGCUGACCACCAUCGGCUACGGCGACAAGACGCCAAAGACGUGGGCGGGGAGACUUUUAGCCGGAACCUUUGCGCUGAUCGGCGUCUCCUUCUUCGCUCUGCCUGCUGGUAUCCUGGGUUCUGGUCUGGCCCUGAAGGUCCAGGAGCAGCACAGACAGAAACACUUUGAGAAGAGACGCCAUCCGGCCGCCGGGCUCAUCCAGUCGGCGUGGCGCUAUUAUUCCACCAAUCCAAUCAGGGAAGACCUCAUCGCUACGUGGAGGUUCUACGAGACCAUCAUCUCACUCCCGUGCUUCAGGAAGGAUCACCUUGAUGUCAUCACGAGCCAGAAGAUGACGCUGCUGGAGCGCGUGCGCCUUCCUAACGCGCGUCCAACCAUGGCGGCGGUGGCAGUGGCGGCGGGUAGGAAGAUGGCGGCCAAUGCCGAAGCGCUGGAGGAAAGUCCCUCCAAGGAGCCCAAGCCGGCCGGGUUCAGCAACCGCGAACGCUUCCGCACCGCCUUCCGCAUGAGGGCGUCCACGCUGCGCCACAGCUCCGAAGAUGCAGCGGCACUUGCAGAGGCGGUCACGGAGGAGCGCGGCUUCCCGCCCGACAUCCUGUUGGAGGAGAUGAUCCCCACGCUCAAGUUAGCCAUCAGGGCCGUCAGGAUCAUGACCUUCCUGCUCAACAAAAAGCGCUUCAAGGAGACGCUGAGGCCUUACGAUGUCAAGGACGUGAUCGAGCAGUACUCGGCCGGACAUCUGGACAUGCUCUGCAGGAUCAAGUACCUUCAGACCAGAAUCGACAUGAUUCUGGCACCUGGAGCCCCCCUGACCCCCAAACAGAAGAAACCUGUCAAGCCACCCUUUAAUUACCCCAACAGCCAGUCGCCCAGGCAUGAGUCCUUCUUGUCCAAAGCCCACUCCAUGGCAGAAGCUGAGGACCAAAGCAUGAUGGGAAGAUUUGUGCGUGUGGAGAGGCAGGUAGAGGACAUGGAGAAGAAGUUGGACUUCCUGGUGGACAUGCACAUUCAGCACAGCGAGCACCUGCAGGUGGACUCAGCGGGCGCCGCCCACAUGACCCUGGAGCCCUGCCACCCCCCGGCAGACGGAGACAGCCGUCGGCUCUUUCUGAACUACGGCGAGGGUUUCCCGCAAACAUCAUACCGGCCGCCCACCGUCGAGGCCGGACCGGCCGGCGGAGGAAGCGGCCGCUCUCAGGGCCAACCGCGCCCGCCGUCCUCCGUGCCCACCUACACGGCGCGCCCCACCGUGCUGCCAAUCAGCUCUCUGCAGGAUAUGUCCGGGGGCUGCGGCAGGACCACGGGGGGACACGCUGGGGGUCACGAGGGCGACUCGCCGCUGUCGCUGCUGUCGGUGAACCACGAGGAGCUGGAGCGUUCGCCCAGCGGCUUCAGCUUCUCCGGCGGAGAGCGCGACGGCGAGGAGGAGGAGGCGGCGGGGGCGGCCGUGGCUGGGGACGGCGGCUCCGCGGCCGACAACCAGACGGGGGCCAAGGAGGAAGGCAGCCGGACCCGGCCCAGACCCAGACCUGUCUACCUGGCGGAAGGCGAGACAGACACAGACACGGACCCCUUCACGCCCAGUGGGGGGCCGCUGCCCCUCUCCUCCACGGGGGAGGGGCUGGGUGAGGCCGUGUGGAGUACGCCGCCCUGAGUUGCCCACCUUUGGUCCAUCCUCGACUCGAAACCUUUAAUCCAAGCCACGCCUCCACACUUACACCCCUGUGAGGAUGUCCGCCACCACGAUGCCGGUGAUGUCGUCAGUUGCAAAAAGGUGGAACAUUUUCUGAAAAUUUGGAAAAGUCCCAUGGGAAGUUCUGGGAAUUGCUCAAACGUUCCCUAUUAAGAUUGAACCUUUAGUUUUGUAAAUCCCUGGUUCGUUCAUUCACAUGAAAAAGUCUCCCGAAUCCCCGCCCCCCCCUCCAAAAAGAUUUUGCAACUCUCGUACUCAGUGAUGUCAUCCGUGAUGUCACAGCGGUGUGGGUGGGACUGUGGAGAAGGAAGCUUUACGCCGCUGCAUGUGACGCAUGCUCACUAGUGUAGAUGCCGGCCUGCAGCAGGGCGGGAAGUGCUGGAUGACGCUCUCAACUGCUAUGCCAUUCAAAAAAAAAAAAAAAAAAUCUUUCAUACACAUCACACAUAUGUACACUACAUGUAUAGACAAUGCAUCUCGAAAGUAUCCUCGAUCCAUUUUGGAUUCAAUUAUUUUCUCUCAAUAUUUUAAAAGUCUGUAAAAUUAACCAAUGCAAAAAAUGUUGAGACUUUUAAAUUGACCACAUGCAAAAAUUCUGACAGCCGAUUAAUUUCAGAAAUACAUCAUGAAUAAAAUCAUUUGCUUCUUGGUCCCUGAUAUGCGCACAGCAAAGAUUUUGAUUACAGGAAGAACAUUUGACUGUUUUACAAGAGCUUUGUUUAACUUUGUUAUCAAGAUCGGAAUUUCUAAUU